Impatiens glandulifera is the source of this 1755-nucleotide messenger RNA. RefSeq lists its product as uncharacterized. The record is from RefSeq and is a predicted model, not a curated record. Gene Ontology annotation, molecular function: protein binding. Lineage: Eukaryota; Viridiplantae; Streptophyta; Magnoliopsida; Ericales; Balsaminaceae. The transcript has 7 exons. Bases 203 to 1642 code for a protein of 479 amino acids.
CUCUCUCUCGCUACUAGCUUGCUUACAGUCCAGCCUGCAACAAGCAAAUUGGAGACGAUGAAGUUCUUCAAAAUCUCCAUUUCUCAAUUCUCUCUCUAGAUUAUCGUCUUCUGAUUCUCUUCUCAUAACCUCAAUCCACUUCAAGAUCCAUCCAUCCAACCGGCCAGCCAGCCCUAGAUUUCAGAAAUCUCUCGUCGCAGCUAUGGAACGGCAUGUCAUCCUCCUCGCGUUCUUCUCCUUCUCCUUCCUGCUUCUCAACUUCCAAGCUCACGCUGCUCCUGCCGGUCCUCUUGUAAAACAUCUAUCAUCGCUUCUGAAAUGGACGAGGUCUUCCACUAAAACACCUCAAUCAGAUGUGAACGUUGUUCAAUUCGAGGAUGGAUACUUAGUUGAAACAGUUGUGGAGGGAAAUGCACUUGGAGUUGUUCCAUAUGUUAUUCGAGUCUCUCAAGACGGUGAACUCUUCGCUGUUGAUGAAGUUAACAGCAAUGUUGUUAGGAUUACUCCGCCAUUAUCUCAAUAUAGUAGGGGAAGAUUAGUGGCGGGAUCAUUUCAGGGUCAUACAGGACAUAUAGAUGGAAAACCUAGUGAUGCUCGUUUUAAUCAUCCACGAGGUGUAACCAUGGAUGAUAAUGGAAAUGUAUAUGUUGCUGAUACUGCAAAUCUUGCAAUUCGAAAAAUUGGAGAAGCAGGCGUGACGACAAUUGCUGGUGGGAAAUCAAAUGUGGCUGGGUAUAGAGAUGGGCCGAGUGAGGAUGCCCAGUUUUCAAAUGAUUUUGAUCUAGUUUAUGUCCAGUCUACUUGUUCAUUGUUGGUUAUUGAUAGAGGAAAUGCUGCUCUUCGACAAAUCAGUCUUAAUCAAGAGGAUUGUGAUUUCCAAUACAAUUCGAUUUCCCCUUCAGAUAUUUUCAUGGUUAUUGGCGCUGUCUUGAUCGGAUACGCAUCGUGCAUCCUUCAACUGGGCUUUGGACAUUCUCUCCCAAAAUCAAAACAUCAUAUCGAGGCAGAAUCUGAAUCAGACAGACACAUAAAAGAGGAGAAACAAUACCCUCCCCGCCCCAUUGUAGAAAACACGAAAGUGGAAGAGGAGCAAGAAGCCCCAUGGCCAUCCUUAGGACAGCUCAUCAUUGAUCUAUCCAAACUCGCGGUUGAAGCAACAAGCGGUCUAAUUCUUUACCUAAAUCCAUUCAAAACAAUGCGAAAGAUUAACCUUAAACCAAAAGGACUCACCCCUCUAAAAGACCACCUCAUAAUGCCAGAAGAUCAAGUAGCUCAAAAGCAGAAGACACCAAUUCCUCUAGCUGAAACCCGGAAAGCAGAUCCUAAUUCAGAACCAACAAAACCUCACAAGCUUAGAUCUUCGAGUUUCCGCGAUCCUUCUUUGUCAAGCAAGCACAGGUCUAAACGUCAAGAAUAUGCAGAUUUAUAUGGGUCGAAUGAGGUUCCUUCCAGAUCUAAGAGCCAGAAGGAAAGAACAAAGCACAGGCAACGUGAGAAAAGUGGAGACACGGUUUUGGGUACUGGUGUUGGGGGGAUAGAUUCGAACCGAGUUGAUAGCAAACCGAAUCAUAUGAACUAUGAAGAGGCUAAAUUUGAACAUUUCAAUACGAGGAGCAAGUUUGGCGAGUCGUAUAGGUUCUAGAGAAGGCUAUAAUUGUUGGUUUUCUUAGCUCUAUGACUGAUUUUUAGGCUUGUAAAAGAAAAUGUAGGAUGGGUUUUAUUUGUGGAAAUAUAUUUCCUGAUUUUUAUCUCUAA